AUGACCUGGGACCAGUGGCAACAGGGCGGCUACGCGGACCGCCAGGUGAAGCCGCGCAAGAACAUGUUUUGGUGUGGCGUGGAUCAUGACAACAACGGGGUCUACGCGACCCGCUACGACAGGAACGGCGGUAAGCAGAAGUUCCUGGCGAUCUUCCACCACGGGAUCGCGGGGACGACUUCGACGAACGGCGCAAUGGUGCUCAACAUGCCGAUCGUUGACCACUCGAAGUGCGCCGAGGAGGAAGUAUUCGUCACAUCGUUGGCGAAUGAUUACAUCGCGGGCCGCAUCGAUCGGGACGAGAUGAACGCGAAGAAGAACGAGCACGUCAAGGAGAACAAAGCACGGAUGAAAAAGGGCGACGAUAAGAAGGCUGGUGGCGCGAAGUCUGCCAAAUCAAAGGCAACGAAGAUACCAAAGAAAGAGAAAGCUGAGUACGAUGGCGACAGCGACCGCAAGGAAGAGAAAGAUGAUGAUGACGACAACGGGUUUGGCGACCUCAUGAGCAAAGAUAAAGAGGGCGACGACAGCGAUGAGCAAGGAAGCAGUGAUGCAGCGCCGUUGGUGACUGCGGAGGAUCCACCGAAGACCACCGCUAAGCCAAAGAAGAAAAUUUGCAAGAAGUCGAAAGAUUUGAGCGGGCCGUCCGACAGUGCUGCUCCGUCGAUGGUGCACAAAGGCAAGGCCGCGACGGGCGUCAAGGCGGAGACCGACGAGGAAGAGGACGAGGACGAGGCAGAAGGUGCGGCGGCGGCGGCGGUCCUGAAGCGCCCAGCGGCUGACGCGGAGGAGCCUGAGCCGCGCAAGACGCAGAAG
Prorocentrum cordatum is the source of this 816-nucleotide messenger RNA. NCBI's taxonomy places the organism in Eukaryota, Dinophyceae, Prorocentrales, Prorocentraceae. The record is from the annotation of a GenBank genome assembly.